UUUACGGGUGUGUCCGGCUCUUCGCGUCUCAGAUGAUAAAGCACUGAAGUUUAAAAUUUUAUUCUUAUUUACUAAUAAUUAUGACAUGACAAUAUUAUAUUCAGUUAUAAUUAUUUAAUAAAAACAUAUCAAAAUGUUAAUACGUCAAUUUUACUUCUUUAUUACGUCUCUGUCGGUUGUUACAGCGAUCAAAUAUGGUAUCGCAGCAAACUCUUUAUCAGAUAGAAGUUUGAAAGUAGAAGGACAAGACUUAGUGACAUGGUGCACUAUUUCUGCACUGGAACAACAAAAAUGUGAAAAAUUGAUGCAAACAGUGAUGUUAGACAGAGGUCUAUUUGCGAAGGACUACAUUGAAAUACAAUGCAAGCAGGCAUUUGACACUGAAGAAUGCAUGUCGCUAGUAGAUCAAGGAAAAGCCUCAUUACUGGGUCUGGAUGCUGGAGAAGUAUAUGUUGCUGGCAGAUUUCAUUCACUUGUCCCUAUUGCGCAGGAGCUGUAUGGAGAAGAGGAACCCUACCAAAACUCUGUAGCAGUUGUAAAAAAGGGCAGUCUCCCAAAUAUACAACCAGGUGGAGGAUUGCAUGCAUUGCGAGGGGUGAAAGCAUGCUUUCCUAAUGUUGGGGCACUAGCAGGCUGGGUCAUGCCUGUACAUGUGUUGAUGCAAGAAGGUGGUCUUAAAAUAACAGACUGCAAUAAUCAUGUUAAAUCUGCUACUGAGUUCUUUGGUGAAUCUUGCGCACCUAACUCACUCAAAGAUUUAUACAACCCAAUUGGUGAUAACUCAGAUAAAUUAUGCAAGCUAUGUUCUGGCGGCGCGGGCGUUCGAUGCACUUUAGCUGACCCAUAUGCAGGCUAUGAAGGAGCUCUAAAAUGCCUCAUUGCUAAUGCUACCGGAGAGAUCGCCUUCGUCAAGGAUACCACUUUGCAGCAUGCUUUGCUCUCUCAAAAGAUUCUCGGUGGCGUGACAGAGGACCAGUUUGAGCUUAUAUGUCGAGAUGGGUCCCGUGCGCCUGUUUCGCAAUCAGAAAAUUGCAACUGGGGUAAAGUGCCAGCUGACGCCGUGGUUACAAGCAGCGCUGCUACCAUCAAACAAAGAGAGAGAUAUCAAAGACUGUUACAGAAAUUGGUUGAGUUAUAUGGAGAACCAAAUCCUCUGAAUAAGGUCACAAAUCAUACUAAUGGAUUUAGAAAUAGAGAUUCUUUUGGAAACCCCCUAGUGUCUACAUCAGAGUCACCACGGUAUCCAUAUGAUUACAGGAGGGAUGAUACGAACAAAAAUCGUUUUAAGGAUGUUUACAGUUCAAGCACAUUAUCGCCUUUCCAUAAACGUGUGGACGACUCUGGUCGUCCUAUUGAACUGCCGUUCCAGCUGUUCAGAUCCAAUGGUACCACCGAUCUCAUGAUACGGGAUGCUACAGUGAACUUCAGAUAUUUGAAAGAAGAAGACCAAACUGCUAAAUACAUCCUGAAUAACAAUUACUUAGGCAAUCAGGCUGAGAAAGCUAUACUGGGCAUUAUGGACUGUCCGGUGAAGCGGGCCGUACUAUGCGUCACAAGCGAACCUGAAAUGGAGAAGUGUUUUAAGAUGUCGGGCGCGUUGAAAGCGGCGCUGCUGUCUCCGGCGCUGUCGUGUUGGCGCGGACACAGUACACGCCACUGCGAGCGAGCUGUAGCUGAAGGAACAGCAGAUUUCGUGCUACUCGAUGCCGCUGACAUGCUGCACGCCGCCUACAGGCACCGGCUCGUGCCCUUCAUGCAGGAGGUAUACUCAUCUGGUGAUAACUGGUACUAUGCAGUGGCAGUCGCAAAAGAACAAGACCCUGACACGGAUCUAACGUAUUUGCGUGGUAAAAACACGUGUCACGCCGGUAUAGGCAUGGCGGCAGGAUGGGUGUACCCACUCGCUUACCUCAUAUCAAAUGGAUGGAUACGACCAUACGGUUGUGACGGCACGCACGCUGCCGCGGAAUACUUCACCAAGUCGUGUGCUCCUGGCGCUCUCAGUUCCGAGUACGUGGACAGCGGGUCCGUUCCCAGAGACAAUCUGUGCCACCUCUGUCAUGGCGCCUCCUACAGGAGGUGCCGUCGCGACGCGAGCGAGCCGUACUACGGGCACGUGGGCGCGCUGCGGUGCAUGGUCGAGGGCGGCGGGGACGUAGCGUUCGUGAGACACACGGCGCCAGCGGAGGCUUCCGGCGGACGGCGGCGCGAGUGGUGGGCGCGGGACCUACUUCCCGACGACCUGCAGCUACUAUGCCUCGACGGGACACGAGCCAAAAUGCACGAGUAUAAACAUUGCAACCUAGGCAGAGUACCAGGUUCAGUGCUUAUGGGGAGAGCCAACCAUACAGAAUUGGAUACUUACUCUAACUUGAUGGUUUACGCACAGCAGUUAUAUGGAUCUACUACGUCUGAUGAGUUUAGUUUUAGCAUGUUCUACUCUGCGCCGCCGUACGCGGACCUGAUCUUCAGCGACGCGGCGGUGCGGCUGCGGCGCGUGCACCACAGGCAGCGCUCGGCCGCGCUGCUGGCCGGCCGCGCGCUGCCCCGCGCCGCCAGGCUCGUCUCCUGCGACGCGCCGCCCGCAGACCACUACAUCGCCUCCGACCCGGACUUCCUCUCCGCCGGCCACACGCUCCGCCCGUCUGCCCUCGCUCCUCUCCUACUACUGAUCGUGCUACAGUGGCCGGGCGUCUAGUACGCAUAUAUACGACGAUGCGACGCCAGUCGACGACUACGUCGCCUCCGAUCCCGACUUCCUCUCCGUCGCACACGCACGCUUUCCAUAAAUGUAGGGUAGACUUCCCCUCGCGCGCCCACCCGCAUAUCUAGGAAACAUUAUAAACAUUGGGACGGUUCGUCUCCGCGCCCGGCUUUAUCUCGCGCACUCACCGGUAUCUAUCCUGUGCCCUCGCUCCUAUGCUACUACCGUUCAUACUAAUACUACUGUGGUCACGCAUGUGGUGCACAUUAAAAUAUAAAGACCAUUGAACGUUAUGACAGGUAUACAAUAUGAGCGGAAAAUAUACAUUAACUUCAUUUAUAAUUUACUUCUUACACCUCUCUCUCUCUCUCUAUUUUGUUACAUUUCAUUCUGGUCUCAUCGAUUAGGUUUUUCUGAAUUAGUGGGUAACUAGUUAAUAUUUUUAUGUAUAAGACAUCA
Molecule: messenger RNA, 3163 nt
Organism: Achroia grisella
Lineage: Eukaryota; Metazoa; Arthropoda; Insecta; Lepidoptera; Pyralidae
Gene: Tsf2
Product: transferrin 2
Exons: 16
Coding region: 134-2698 (854 amino acids)
Biological process (GO): iron ion transport
Cellular component (GO): recycling endosome; plasma membrane; early endosome
Source: RefSeq, a predicted model, not a curated record